Molecule: messenger RNA, 2120 nt
Organism: Podarcis muralis (Common wall lizard)
Lineage: Eukaryota; Metazoa; Chordata; Lepidosauria; Squamata; Lacertidae
Source: RefSeq, a predicted model, not a curated record
UUUGGUGGGGGUGGCCUUGUGGGACUCAACACGCAACAAGCAUGGAGCUCCUGACUAUUCAGGCUUUUCCGUUUGUUUUAAUUGGGGGACUCCAUCAGCUUGCACAUUUUGUGGACAUAGAUCAGGCCUCUCUAUUGAAAAAGAAAAUGUAAAUUGUUGAAGGGAAACUCUGUAGCCAUAAAAGAAACCCUCAUUGGACUGGAGUGUAAGGAUGCAGUCCACAGGUAAAGGUAAGUUCCACAGAAACCAGUGCGACUUACAGGCACAGACAAGCAUUUGAUGCAGGGGUAGGGAAUGUGUUACCUUCUAGAUCAGGGCUUCCAAACUUGGGUCUCCAGAUGUUUUUGGACUACAAUUCCCAUCAUCCCUGACCACUGGUUCUGCUAGCUAGGGAUGUUGAGAGUUGUAGUCCAACAACAGAGGGAGACCCAAGUUUGGGAAACUCUGUUCUAUGUGGUACUGAAUUGCAACUUCUAUCAGCCCAGCCAGCAUGGCCAACAGUCAGGGAUGAUGGGAGUUGUUGUCCACUAGUCUAGAGAACACCACUUAGGCUACUCCUGAUUUAAGCGCAUUUUGAUUUAACUUUCUCUUGAUUUCAUCCUUACCAGUAUUGCACGAAAGCUGAGUGGCCAGUUUCAAUUUCAAACACACAAAGUAAACUGAGAGAAGUGAUUAGCUGUACACAUAUGCAUGUUUUGAGUUUCACCGGAGGGUAAAUCAGGUUACCAAGGUGGAAACUAAAAGGUUAGGGGAAUGCAAAGCAAAGCUAAAAGAAAAUCUGGACCUGACCCUCCUAGCUAGUUUAGUAAACAUUAGCAGAAGUUUGUUUGGAUAAUCCAGUGGUUCUCAUUUAAUAUUUUCAUCACAUUGUUUUGUGUAUAUAUCUAGAACUGUGCCAAGAGGCCACCUCUGGAGAGGUUUUCCUGCUGGCUUCAGCUGCACUUGCCAACAUUACUUUUUUUGAUACAAUAGCCUGUGAGAUGUUGCUUCAGCUGGAUGCAAUGAAUAUUCUCAUAGCAGCUUGUGGUGACAAACAGAGAGUGGAUAGUCCCUAUUCCCGAGACCAGGUUGUGACGAUAUUAGCAAACAUGUCUGUCCUGGACCAGUGUGCCUCAGAAAUAAUCCAAGGAAAUGGUGUUCAAGUUUUAAUGGAAAUGCUGUUUGAGAAAUCGUCAUCUGGGAAUUCACCAGAAGUAGCUGCUUGCGAACGAGUUCAGCAAAAAGCCGCAGUUACGCUCGCCCGGCUGAGUCGUGAUCCCGAAGUGGCACAUGCAGCCAUAAACCUUAGUUGUAUUCCACGCCUCAUAGAACUUUGCAGGUCUCCUACCAAAAGAAAUAACAGUGAUUCUGUUCUUGUUGCAUGUUUGGCAGCCUUGCGGCGACUUGCUGUUAUCAGCCCUGAUGGCCUUCAAGAGUCAGAUUUCCAGCAGUUGGUCAAGCCCAGGCUUGUGGAUUCCUUCCUGCUCUGUACCAACAUGGAAGAAAGCUUUGUAUGAACAAACCACAAAUAUAACCCAAAAUAGGAAAUAGUGUUACAUAGGGCAACGUAGCUAAAAUGUUAUUUAUGAUUAAUUUAUUUCAAGUGCUAAAAAAUCAGCAUAGGGAAAAAAUGAGGCCAUUAGGCACAUAAAAAGAGACCUGCUGGGUCAGACAAAAGAUCUGUCUAGUCCAGUAUCCUGUUCUUGCAGUGGCCAACCAGAUGUCUGUGAGAAGCCGGCAAGCAGACACAAGUACAACAGCCCCCUCCCCAUUUGUAAACUGGUGUUCCAAGGCAUCCUGCCUCCAAUAUCAGAGGUAGUUCCACUGAGAACCUUAGGCUCCAUACAUUUGUCUAACCUCUUGUGGGGGCACAUUUCAUACUUUAGCUACCCCAUUCACAUUACUUGGAUAAGCCAAGGUAUUAUGAGAGAGGAAAAGAAACAUCUCUCUAUCUACUUCCUCUACACCUCACAUAAUUUAAUGCACCCCUAUCAUGCCUCUCUUUACUCACCUCCCCCCCCAACUGAGAAGGCCCCAAAUGUUGAAUUGUGUCAUAGGGGAGUUGUUCCAGCUCCUUGAUUACCGUAUUUUUCGCUCUAUAAGACGCACCAGACCACAAGACACACCUAGUUUUUGGAGGA